This is a messenger RNA of Cyphellophora attinorum, 1275 nucleotides long. RefSeq lists its product as uncharacterized. The record is from RefSeq and is a predicted model, not a curated record. Gene Ontology annotation, cellular component: nucleus. The transcript has 2 exons. NCBI's taxonomy places the organism in Eukaryota, Fungi, Ascomycota, Eurotiomycetes, Chaetothyriales, Cyphellophoraceae. The coding region runs from base 1 to 1275 and encodes 424 amino acids. Gene Ontology annotation, biological process: DNA-templated transcription. Gene Ontology annotation, molecular function: DNA binding; zinc ion binding.
AUGCAGGAUGUUGCCAAUGGUGUUCUACCAAAUGUACUGCUCUUUGGAAUCAUCAGUCUAUCUGCCAGAUUUUCAACCGAUCCAUUCUUUAGAGAAAUUGACCCACGAAUACGCGGCCGGCCGUACGCACAAGAAGCAGAGCACCUGUUGAACCUACGAGAAGUUUCUCUUACCACCAUCCAGGCUAGCGUGCUGAUUGGGGCCUAUGCCAUUACCGAAGGUGAUGCUCAAGCUGAGGCGGUAUGCUACGGCAUCGCCUGCCGCAAUGCUUUGCUGCUGGAUCUGCCGAACAUGGCCAUGCCGUCCCGGGUAGAACAAGAAGUGAACAGACGAGCUUGGUGGACGCUCAACAUGAUUGACGUUUGGAGCUCGAAAGGUGUUGGCAUCCCACGUUCGAUACAUCCGCGGAGCGAUGUCCCCUAUCCGAUGGAAGAGACUGUGUUCCUACAACUUCGCCGCGAGGACUUCGACUUACCAAGUCCAACCAUGAUGCAAGAAUCUGCCGCUUCCCUGCUCACUCAAAUGGUCAAGCUUAAUGCAAUUUUGGUCGAGAUUCAGAACCUCAAUCAGCUCGCAGCAUCCUAUCCUGUCUUUCAAACAGGCCACAACCAAACAGUGGACGAUUUGACGCAGCGGCUUGAGGGCUGGUACAACAAUCUUCCCAUCGAGCUCCAGGAUACACACGCCAACCUCUCCCGCUACACGUCCCUUGGCCUGGGCCCAAUCUACUACAACUACGGCCAACUCCUCUACUACCAGUUCCUCCACGAAGACGCCUACGACGACACCACCUUCGCCCGCUUCUACGCCGACAAAUGCAAGUCCCACGCCGCCGGCCUCCUCGACAUCACCUACCGUGCCUUUGCGCAACCCGGCUGCGAGGUGUACUACACCAUGGUAGGCCACAUCCUCGUCAUCGCCUCGACCGUCCAGCUACACACCCUGCUCUUCAGCGCCGAUGAAGUCCAGAUCCGCGCUGCACGAUCGCGGCUAGAGAAGAACUUCGAGAUCCUGUCAAAGCUACAGACGUUCUGGCCGACGCUGGACGCGAGCUUCACGAGGUUCAGAGAGUUCCACAAGGCGUGUCAGAAGAGUAAGGAGGCUAGCUUCCGGAUGGAUCGGUGGAUGUUGCAGUUUCUGUUCGAGUUCGCGAAGCCAGUGGGUGAAAAGGAGGGAGAUGAGUUGGCAGAGCUGCAUGAUUGGAGUAUGAGUGAGCUGGGAUUUAGUCCGUUUGCUUCGAUGAGUGAUGGGGCGCGGGAUGUUGUGAUGGUCUGA